Brassica napus (rape) is the source of this 1002-nucleotide messenger RNA. RefSeq lists its product as uncharacterized. The coding region runs from base 1 to 1002 and encodes 333 amino acids. Gene Ontology annotation, molecular function: nucleic acid binding; zinc ion binding. Lineage: Eukaryota; Viridiplantae; Streptophyta; Magnoliopsida; Brassicales; Brassicaceae. The transcript has 2 exons. The record is from RefSeq and is a predicted model, not a curated record.
AUGGGGUUGAGACUGGAUAUCAGCAAGAUUUGUCAGAUUCGUGACUAUGGAAGUCUCAUUGACUUGGUGGAAAGAGCUUCAUUGACUGAGCGCAAUAUUGAAGAGGAAAACAAACUGACCAAGAGUGCACCGCAAAAAUCUGCUCGAACAACAGAACCAGUGAGACAUCAGCAAGAUAGUCGGGGAGUUAUUGCUGGAAGGGACAAGGGAGCAGCAUGCAGCCGGUGUGGAAAGAAUCAUAGCGGAACUUGCAUGAGUUCUACAGGGUUAUGCUACAAUUGCGGCCAGCCUGGACACACAAAGGCGACUUGUAGGAAGUUUAUGGGCACAUGCAAUUCUUGUGGAAAAGUAGGUCAUCGUGCUAAAGACUGCAGGGUGAGACAGCAUGGUCAGAUCAUCGGCAAUCAAAACAGGGAACAGUUGCCUCCGCCUCCAAAGAGACAGACAGUAGCUCCCCGUGCUUAUGUAGCAGGAGAUCAUGAGGGCAACGAGCCAAUCGCGGGAUCUAUCUCUGUUGGAGAUGUCGCUGCAUACACAUUGUUUGAUAGUGGGGCUACACAUAGUUUUGUGAGCCCAAAACUAGUAAAGUGUUGGCACUUUAAGGGAAAAGUUCGCAAUAAAGAAUGGAAAGUCGAAACCGCAGGAGAUGAACCGAUGAAAUCUUCAAGGACUUUCAAGGAUGUUCUGAUUAUAAUUGAAGGUGUUGUACUUCUCGGAAAUCUUGUGGAGAUGAAGUUGGGUCGUUAUGAUGUUAUACUCGGAAUGGAUUGGUUAAAACAACACGACGCGUUAUUAGAUUGCCGAAAGACACGGAUUACCUUUUCAGGACCAGAAGGAAGAAUGAGUUACCAGGGGCUUAAGCUUCAGAGUGGAAUUCCAAUUAUCUCAAUGAUUCAAGCAGAAGAGUUGCUAGCAAAGGGAAACGAAGCUUACCUUGCCACAAUAACUAUGGAGGGGGGGCGAAGUAGAUGCAGAGCUAGACACUAUUCCAGUCGUAGCUGA